Molecule: messenger RNA, 1425 nt
Organism: Nestor notabilis (Kea)
Lineage: Eukaryota; Metazoa; Chordata; Aves; Psittaciformes; Psittacidae
Product: leucine-rich repeats and immunoglobulin-like domains protein 1
Exons: 6
Biological process (GO): cell adhesion; axon guidance
Cellular component (GO): plasma membrane
Molecular function (GO): protein binding
Source: RefSeq, a predicted model, not a curated record
CCCACGCCGCAGAUCGCCUGGCAGAAGGACGGGGGCACGGACUUCCCCGCGGCCCGCGAGCGCCGCAUGCACGUCAUGCCCGACGACGACGUCUUCUUCAUCACGGACGUGAAGAUAGAAGACAUGGGUGUCUACAGCUGCACGGCACAGAACUCCGCGGGCUCUGUGCUUGCCAAUGCCACCCUCACUGUGCUGGAGACACCAUCCUUGAUUCAUCCACUGGAAGACCAUGUGGUGUCUGUAGGUGAGACUGUGGCUCUUCAGUGCAAAGCCACAGGGAGCCCACCUCCCCGCAUUACCUGGCUGAAAGGCGACCAGCCCCUGGUCGUGACAGAAAGGCAUCACUUCACCUCUGGCAAUCAGCUGCUGAUCGUGAGGAACGUUGUCUUGGAAGAUGCUGGGAAGUAUACCUGUGAGAUGUCCAACACGCUGGGGACAGAGCGUGCUCACAGCCACGUGAGCAUCCUGCAGUCUCUCGGCUGUAGGAAGGACCGCACCACGGUGGGGAUCAUCACCAUUGCCGUGGUGUGCAGCAUCGUGCUGACGUCUCUGGUCUGGGUCUGCAUCAUCUACCAAACCAGGAAGAAGAGUGAAGAAUACAGUGUCACCAACACAGAUGAGACUAUUGUGCCUCCUGACGUGCCGAGCUACUUGUCUUCCCAAGGGACUCUUUCUGACCGGCAGGAAGCGGUCAUCAGAGUCGAUAACCAACAGCCCAAUGGGCACAUCGACAGCAACGACGGUUCGUUUGUUACAGGUAUGUGUCAGACCGAUGCUGGAAGGUGUCCAGAUGUUGAAGCUCCCACUGUAGGUUGCCGACAGCCAAAGCUGUGUAUUGGCUAUAAUAAAGACACUUGGAAAACCGAAGAGAUGGCUGAUGGAAUGCUUGUUUCAGAUAAGACAGGCUACGGGCUGCCCGUUGUGUGCACGGACUGCAGUGGCAGCACGGACAGCACCAACGUCCACAUUUACCCCAAGGAGGCCGAGUACUACUCUGAGAGCCUUAAGACUCUGGAGAGCACCUGCCCAAACGCACUGAGCAGCAAGGAGCGCAGUAGGAAGCGGGGUGCAGGCACCAGCCUUCUUCAUCCUCAGCCGUGCAACGGGAUUGCCAGCGGCAAGAGGGUGGACACAGACGGGACCCUCUACCCCAGCAACCACGACAGAAUAAGAGCUGUGAGCACCACCAGCCCGCUGCUUGCAGACAAACAGGGCUCUUCACAAGCAGCAGCAAAGCCUUCAGAGCUCAAUAACCUUAACUUGGUGAGGGCUUCACCAGCAGGAGGGUCACUAAAGCAACUGAACGUGCUUCCCGAAAUCCCCCCAACACUACUGGAUUUGCAGAGUGAAGCAGGAGUGAACCAGGCCCUCCUGUCCAACGGCAACGCACCCGAGCUGAAGCCACCCCAUAGAGCGCUGGACUGA